UUAUCACCAUUCCGGAAACCUGUUCGACUGCCACCACCGCCGCCUUCGGAUAAUAAUAAUGAUUGAUUGUCAAUAAAUAAUUGACACCAGUUGGCUGGUUAAGUUUUUGCUCUGCAUUUUCUGUCGUGUUUAUAUGGUUUUCCUAAGCCAGAAAAACGAAUUUACAAUUAAGAAGACCGAUUACACGACAAAUUCUUACAGGACUAGCAUGCGCGGUGGCCAAUAAACAAUAAUGGCUUUUCUGUGUCCCGUGAGAAUACGCCGAGGCAAGAAGAAAAAAAGUGGUUCUACUAGCGACUUGGACAAAGAGGUGUUAAGAGGAACCAAUGCUAAUGGACCGGUUCCUGGUAUGGGGCGUAUUACUGGUAGCGCAUCCAUUGAAACACUGGUGCGUGUUGGGAUUGAAAAAGAAAAUGGUUUGUCGCCUGAUAGCAAAAUGGUUGUACUUCACGAUUUUACACCUUGCGUCGAUGAUGAGCUAACUGUUAAACGAGGCCAGGUGGUCAACAUCCUAUAUCGAGAAAAUGACUGGGUAUAUGUAAUUGCAGAAGAUAGUCGUCAAGAAGGUUUUAUACCUCAUUCAUAUUGUACACCUUACAAUUCACAACUUGGUGAAAUAGCUUUAAAUAAUGUUAAAAAGAAAUUACCACGUGCACCAGCUGCCACACCAACUGAAACUGUUGUUGAAGUUGAAAUCAGUGAGCAACAAAAACAUGGUAAUUGUGGUGAUUUAUCUGAUUGUGAAAGUUUUGGAAAUAAAAAUCAAAACAAACAAAACAUUAGUAGCUCUAGAGCAUCUUUAUUAAGUGCGUCUUCACAUCCUGAGAUUCGGCCUUUUUUUAAAGAUCCUGCAGGGCGUUACAUUGUGUUAUACACUUUCAUAGCAAGAGAUGAAAAUGAUGUUAGUGUUGAGAGAGGAGAAUUUGUGACUGUAUUAAACAGAGAAGACCCUGAUUGGUAUUGGAUUAUUCGUAGUGAUGGACAGGAAGGUUUUGUUCCUAGUGGGUUUGUAUACCCAGCUGAUAUAAUACAAGGUCAUAUAAAUCAAAUGAAUAAUAAUCAGUGCGCUGGUACUACUAAUACUGGACUACCUCCAGUUACACGAGCACGGCCCCGUAAAAACUCUUGUGUGGCUGAUGAUGAUCCAGCAAUUCAUGGUACUGAAAUGGUAAUGCUUUAUGAUUAUAAGCCUCAAGCCCCAGAUGAUCUGUCAGUUAAGCGUGGUGAAUGGAUAUAUGCAGACCUUGACAAUCAAAUGGUCGAAGGGUGGUUAUGGACCUAUGCUCCCAAAACAAGAAAAUAUGGUUUCAUACCUAAAGCAUAUGCUCAUCCGCCUGCUAUGACCAGUUUGUGAAUAUAUUACAGCUGAUAUUGUUGGCUAAUAUCUGUAUAAAAGUACUAUUUUAAGUAUCAAAUAAGAACCCAAUAAUAUUAUGUAAGCUGAACAUAACUUCUUUAUUUCUGUUUACUAUUCUUCUUAUAACUUCGAUGAUCUUUUAAAACUAAUAACUGUGAUAUUUUGUAGGAUAAUGGGAUUGGUAAUAAUAAAAUAUUUAGACAAAUGAAUAUAGUUUCAUAACAAUAGGAUUCUUAAUUUUUUAUAAUAUUACCAUAAUAAACUAUGAAUUUAUUGUUUGGAAGAAUGAAAAUAAAAUUUAGCUCAUGAGUUAGAUUUAUAUUUAAAACUAAAAUUAUUUAAAUUUCAGUUAAUCUUGUCUCAAUAAGUAACUUAAACCUUAAAUACUCUUUGUGAAAGACUCUUGAAUAAUAUGCAUUAAUUGUGACUUAUAAAAUAAGUUGGAUAUUAGGAAGAAUUAUUGAAAAGCAAUAUUCAAAAUAUUUCACUUUCUUUUAUUUAAAAAUAUUCAAUUUAAUGGUGGUGAUGUAUAUGGAUUAAAUAUGUCAAUAAAAAAAAAGGUCAGAAUUAUGAUUUUUACUCUUUUUCAAUGGCGGCAUAAGUAAUUUUUUGAAGACCGUUAUUAAUUACUCCAUCAAAAAAUAUCUUAACAAGAUUUGAAUUAUCAGAAUUUUACUGUCUAAAAAUACAGAAGCAAUUUUAAUUUAAAUGUCUUAAAAAACUAAAACAA
Molecule: messenger RNA, 2087 nt
Organism: Melanaphis sacchari
Lineage: Eukaryota; Metazoa; Arthropoda; Insecta; Hemiptera; Aphididae
Gene: Dlish
Product: SH3 domain-containing protein Dlish
Exons: 7
Coding region: 233-1354 (373 amino acids)
Biological process (GO): superoxide anion generation
Molecular function (GO): superoxide-generating NADPH oxidase activator activity; protein binding
Source: RefSeq, a predicted model, not a curated record